AUGACCUCCAGUGUUUCAAAACAAGAUGAAGAAGUAAGAAGAAGUAGCUUUUCGGAAUUCCAACCUUUGACAAAAAAACCUGCUUUGGAAAAUGGGAAAACCGUUGCUAACGACUCGUCUACCGCUGGCAGAAAGAUCUCUAAAAAAUUGACCAAGAAUAAAAAGGGUAGAGUCAAGAGAAAGUAUACUCAAAAGAAUUAUGAUCCAACCAAUCCAUUCGGGGUAUUGUUAUUGGAAGUCGAGGAAUUAUUCACCGAAAACGGCAUCAGUGAAGAAAAAAGAGCCGUCGAUAUCAACUUGUUGUUGAACUCAGAGGAUCUCUUGGCUAAAUAUAAUCGUAACUUGGAAGAAGUCAAAGUUUCCAAAUUGACAUCCAGUGGGGAUGGAUUGGCGUUAAUUCCUCACCCAGAGAUCGAAGAUGGGUUCCAGGCAGUGGUGAUUCCAUUCGCAUAUCCCGGGGAAACUGUCGACAUCAGAAUCUUCAGAACCCACCCAACCCACGCAGAAGCAGAUUUGCUCAAGGUUAGAGAAGGAUCGGAAAUGAGAGAUAACGAUUUGAUCAAUUGUAAAUAUUAUGGGAAAUGUUCGGGUUGUCAAUUCCAGAACGUCGAAUACACCAAGCAAUUGGAAUUGAAGCGUAAAACGAUUGAGAACGCUUAUCAUUUUUUUGCAAAGACCUUGAAGGCGGCCAACGCUUUGCCAAAAAUUAGUGACACCGUGCCAUCACCUUUACAAUACAAUUACAGAACUAAACUCACCCCACAUUUCGAUCUUCCAAGAGGGAAAUUCAACCCAGAAAUGAUCGAUAUGCCUGCUUUAGGUUUCGGAGCCAAGGGUAGACCAACUUGGAGAGAAUCCGUCCAAGGAGGUAACAAGAGUGUUUUAGACGUUGAAGAUUGUGCCAUUGGUACCUCAGUCUUGAACAAGGCUAUGUCCAAUGAAAGAGAAAUUUUCAAAAGAAUUUAUAAAACUAAAGUGCGCGGGGGUACGAUUUUGUUGCGUGAAAACACCAGGGCCAUGAAGAAUGAUUUGGAUGAAGAACAGAAAAAGAAAUUUAUCAAUGAAGAAAACGGAUCGAAAAUUCCUGAUACCGAGGAUAACGUAUACGACGAGGCGCCAAGUUCAAAAGAAGGCGAAACAUUGAUCAAAACCUGCUGCACCGAUUCCAAGCAAAUUGUCUCGGAAAACAUUGAAGGUAGAGAAUUUAGAUUUUCUGCUAACGAAUUCUUCCAAAAUAAUAAUUCGAUUUUACCAAUUGUUACAAAAUACGUGCGUGAUAAUUUGAAGUUCGAAAAUUCUGAAUCUGAGGAUCGUUAUUUAGUCGAUGCUUAUUGUGGCUCUGGUUUAUUUAGUAUCAUGUGUUCUGAUGGGGUGAAGGAAGUUUGUGGGGUUGAAGUGUCGAAAGACAGUGUUGCUUACGCUAAUGAGAACGCCAAACUUAAUAACAUUCAAAAUGCUAAAUUCAUUCUCGGUAAAGCCGAACAAAUCUUUGAUGAUAUUAAAUUCCCUUCAGCUUUGACAUCGGUGAUUUGUGACCCUCCAAGAAAGGGUUGUGAUGAACCAUUUUUGACCCAGCUCUCCAAGUUCCACCCUCUGAAGAUUGUCUACAUUUCAUGCAAUGUCCACUCCCAAGCCAGAGAUUUAGAGUUUUUCAUCAACAAUACUGAAAAUGGGUCUCAAUACCAAAUAGAAAGUAUUAGAGGGUUUGAUUUUUUCCCACAAACCCACCACAUUGAAAGUAUUGCCAUCCUUUCUUUGAAAAAAUGA
Molecule: messenger RNA, 1767 nt
Organism: Saccharomycopsis crataegensis
Lineage: Eukaryota; Fungi; Ascomycota; Saccharomycetes; Ascoideales; Saccharomycopsidaceae
Gene: TRM2
Product: tRNA (uracil(54)-C(5))-methyltransferase
Exons: 1
Coding region: 1-1767 (588 amino acids)
Biological process (GO): tRNA processing
Molecular function (GO): tRNA (uracil(54)-C5)-methyltransferase activity, S-adenosyl methionine-dependent
Source: RefSeq, a predicted model, not a curated record